Cicer arietinum (chickpea) is the source of this 5345-nucleotide messenger RNA. NCBI's taxonomy places the organism in Eukaryota, Viridiplantae, Streptophyta, Magnoliopsida, Fabales, Fabaceae. The record is from RefSeq and is a predicted model, not a curated record.
UCAUCCCCAACAUGGUUGAAUACUUGAGCCGUUCAGCAACUCCCGCGCCACCGUUCCGCAUUUCAACUUCAACUUCAACUCUGACCUCUACUGGCUACUAAACCUCAUUCAUCUCCGGCUAAAUAUUCCAACAACAUUAUCCCUAUCCCUCUCCCUUAAUGUCGUAAUGGGUUUUCCUCUCCCAAACAACACAUGAAGAGAACAACAUCAAUCACCAUCAUCACCUAUCUCCAACGACACCGUUUCAAUCAAUAUCACCAUCUUCCACUCACCGCCGCACACUUCUCAACAACACCCCGCCCUUUUCCUGACUACUCCCCUAAAACGCCUUCCAUCUCUGACUCCGACAUUAUCCGCCACGUCACCGCUACCAUCAAACGACGCCGUUCCGAACCCCUCACCCGUGUUCUCAAACCUUACCAAUCUCGCUUCAAAUCCAACCAUCUCAUUUGGGUUCUCAUCAACAUCAAAAACGACUACAAACUUGUUCUAAACUUCUUCAACUGGGCGCAAAAACCUUUCAUCACUUUGGAAUCACUCUGCAUUGUCGUUCACCUAGCUGUUUCUUCUAACGACAUUGAAACCGCGAAACGACUCGUUUUUGAGUUCUGGACUACGCCGCGUUUCGAUGUUUCCAAGUCGUUUGAUCUUUUUACUGAGAAGUUGAUUUAUACUUAUAAGGAUUGGGACUCACACCCUCUUGUUUUUGAUCUGUUCUUUCAAGUGCUUGUUGAAACUGGGUUUGUUUUACAAGCUGAGAAGCUUUUUCAUAAGUUGUUGAGUUAUGGUGUUGUUGUGUCUGUAGAUUCUUGUAAUUUGUUUCUGUCUAGGUUGUCUUGCAAUUUCCAUGGUUUGAAGACCGCAGUUAAGGUGUUCGAUGAAUUUCCUCAAUUGGGUGUUUGUUGGAAUACUGUUUCAUAUAAUAUUGUUCUUCACUGUCUUUGUCAAUUGGGUAAAGUGAAAGAAGCACAUAGCCUGCUUGUACAAAUGGUGCAGAGAGGGAAUUUUCCUGAUGUUGUAAGUUAUGGUGUUGUUGUUAGUGGGUAUUGUGGAAUUGGUGAGCUUGAUAAGGUUUUGAAACUUGUGGAAGAGUUGAAGAGAAAGGGGUUGAAACCUAAUGAAUACAUUUACAAUAAUAUAAUUGGUCUUCUUUGUAAGAGUGGCGAAGUAGUUGAAGCGGAGCGAGUGUUGAGGGAGAUGAGUAAAUGCGGCGUUUUUCCUGAUAAUGUAGUGUAUACUACUCUCAUUAGUGGUUUCUGCAAGGCUGGGAAUUUUCCGGCUGCGUUCAAACUGUUUGAUGAAAUGAGGUAUAAGAAAAUAGUUCCUGAUUUUGUUACAUAUACUUCUGUGAUUCAUGGGAUUUGUAAGAGUGGAAAGAUGGUAGAAGCGCGCGAACUGUUUAGUGAAAUGUUUGUGAAAGGGAUGAAACCGGAUGAAGUUACGUAUACUGCUCUUAUUGAUGGGUAUUGUAAGGCUGCUGAAAUGAAAGAGGCUUUUUCUCUUCACAACCAGAUGGUUCAGAAGGGUCUGAUUCCAAAUGUUGUCACUUAUACCGCAUUGGUUGAUGGCCUUUGUAAGAAUGGAGAGGUUGAUGUAGCAAAUGAGCUUCUUCAUGAAAUGUCAGGAAAGGGACUUCAACCAAAUGUCUACACGUAUAACACGGUUGUUAAUGGUCUUUGUAAGAUAGGAAAUAUAGAACAAGCGGUUAAACUUAUGGAAGAAAUGGAUAUGGCAGGGUUUUAUCCCGACACUGUUACAUACACAACACUCAUGGAUGCAUAUUGUAAGAUGGGGGAAAUGGCCAAGGCUCACGAGUUGCUGCGGUUUAUGCUCGAUAAAGGACUUCAACCUACAAUUGUUACAUUCAAUGUGCUCAUGAAUGGGUUUUGCUUGUCAGGGAUGUUGGAAGAUGGUGAAAGGUUAAUCAAAUGGAUGUUAGAGAAAGGUAUAACGCCAAAUGCCACGACGUUCAAUUCUCUUAUGAAGCAGUACUGCAUUAGAAAUAACAUGCGUGCAACUACCGAGAUUUACAAGGGUAUGCGUGCUCGAGGAGUGAUGCCCGACAGCAACACCUACAAUAUUUUGAUUAAAGGGCAUUGUAAAGCUAGAAAUAUGAAAGAGGCAUGGUUUCUUUAUAAAGAAAUGGUUGAACAAGGAUUUAGUGUCACUGCCACUUCCUAUAAUGCUCUUAUAAGAGGUUUCUUUAAGAGGAAGAAACUUGUGGAAGCUAGGAAGCUAUUUGAGGAGAUGAGAACACAUGGUUUGGUUGCUGAGAAAGAUAUUUAUGAUAUUUUCGUCGAUGUGAACUAUGAAGAAGGGAACUGGAAAAUCACUCUUGAGCUUUGUGAUGAAGCAAUAGAGAAAUGUCUUGUCAAAGAAACAUAUAAUCAUAACUGUUCAAUAAAAGUUGGUUAUUUCAUUUGUAUUUCUAUGUUCGGUACUGGUUUCUAUCAUCAAGCUGCCAGUUUAGUAAAUGCUUAUUAUAUACACAUUUACAUCUUGAUGCCUAAACUUCUUCACAUUUUCAUGGCUCUUAUGUUUCUCUAUUUGCUCUUCACAACUUUUGAAAUCAAAACUUUUGGGUCUGUUUCAGUUUCCUCAUUGAUAAAGAGUGAUCCCCAAAACACCCAUCAUAGAAAAGCCUUAAAGUUUCCCUCACAAGAAUCAUUUGGGUUGUUGCAAGAUUUGCAUAAAGUUUCCACCUUUAGUUUCAAUAAAGGUUUGAAUGGUUCUAGUUUGGCCCAUGAUAAAUUUUCUGAGAUUCAAAGGGCUGCUAGAGAAGCUUGGGUUGAAGGGAAGAGAUUCUGGAAAGAAAUUCAGAUUUUGGAACUUGAAACUGAUAAUGUGGCUGAGAAUGUUUCUGAUUCGUGUCAGAAUUCGAUAUCAAUAUCUGGGUCUGAAUUAAUGAACCAGAAAGGGAUCAUGGUGCUUCCUUGUGGGUUAACAUUGUGGGCUCAUGUUACUGUUGUUGGGACACCACGUUUGGCUCAUUGGGAGAAUGAUCCUAAGAUAACUGUGGUUAAGGAUGAAGAGGAAAAAGUGAUGGUGUCACAGUUUAUGAUGGAGCUUCAUGGUUUGAAGAUUGUUGAUAAGGAGGAACCACCUAAGAUACUUCAUUUUAAUCCUAGGUUGAAAGGUGAUUAUAGUGGGAAGCCUGUGAUUGAGCAGAAUACUUGUUAUAGGAUGCAAUGGGGUUCUGCUCUCAGGUAUGAGGGGUGGAAGUCCAUGGCUGAUGAAGAUUCUGAAGGAAGAAAAAAUGGAUUCUGUUAUCAUUUCUCUUUUGUGAAUGUGUACAUUGUUUAUGUUCCAUUUUUCUCUUCAGCUUUUGAUGGACAGGUGAAAUGUGAAAAGUGGAUUCGCGACGAUGAUAGCCAUUCAGAAGAGUCUAAGUCAACGUGGUGGUUAACUAGAAUGAUCGGGCGAAAACAUAAGAUCGCUAUAGAUUGGCCAUACCCUUUUAUUGAGGGAAGAUUAUUUGUUCUCACCUUAACCGCCGGCUUGGAAGGUUACCAUGUUAGUGUGGAUGGAAAGCAUGUGACCUCUUUUUCCUAUCGCACGGGCUUUUCUCUUGAGGACGCCACGGGUCUAUCAAUAAAAGGCGAUGUGGAUGUGCACUCUAUAUUUGCUGCUUCGUUACCAACAUCACAUCCAAGUUUUGCACCACAGAUGCAUCUUGAGUUGCUUCCUCAAUGGAAAGCUCCACCUGUUCACCAUCUGAACGUGGAGCUUUUCAUUGGAAUACUUACUGCAGGCAACCAUUUUGCCGAACGAAUGGCAGUAAGGAAAUCUUGGAUGCAACAUAAGUUAAUCAAAUCUUUGCAUGUCGUGGCUCGAUUCUUUGUUGCUUUGCAUGGAAGGAAGAAUAUAAAUGUGGACAUUAAGAAAGAAGCAGAAUAUCUUGGUGAUAUUAUUAUUGUCCCAUACAUGGAUCAUUAUGACCUUAUUCAUGUCAUAGCUGCAAAGUAUAUCAUGAAGUGCGAUGAUGACACAUUUGUAAGAGUGGAUUCUAUCAUCAGUGAAGCAAGAAAAGUAGGAAUUGGAAAAAGUUUGUAUAUUGGCAAUAUGAAUUACCACCAUAGGCCCCUUCGCCAUGGUAAAUGGGCAGUCACAUAUGAGGAAUGGCAAGAGGAAGAGUAUCCUAUCUAUGCUAAUGGUCCAGGUUAUAUAAUCUCAUCAGACAUCGCUCAGUUCAUUGUAUCCAACUUCGAGGAGCACAAAUUAAAAUGUAUGGCUCAUGAGAAAUGGUGUUAUGUUCGGGGGUCGGUGUUGACAGUGUUAUGCACAAAACCAAAAUUCUAUAUUGGUCUUUGUUUGAUAUUCUCCAUUAUUCGUCUUACAUAUUCAACAAUUUCAAUGGCAAAGAGUGAGGUGAAGCUUAUUGGCAAAUGGUCAAGUCCUUAUGUGAUAAGGGUGAAGAUUGCCCUCAACAUCAAAUCCAUUGAAUAUGAAAACUUAGAAGAAAAUGAAACCUUUAACCCCAAAAGUGAUCUUCUUAUUCAAUCCAACCCUGUUUAUGGUAAAGUUCCAGUUCUUAUUCACAAAGACAAACCCAUUUGUGAGUCUCUCAUCAUUGUUGAAUACAUAGAUGAAACUUGGUCCACUGAUUCUUCUAUUCUUCCCUCUGAUUCUUAUGAUAGAUCACUUGCUCGAUUCUGGGUUGCUUAUUUAGAUCAAAAGUGGUUUCCUUCCAUGCAAAACAUAAUUACGGUUGAAGGAGAAGAAGAAAGGAAGCCAUACUUUGAAGUAAUGGAAGAAGUGGUUGAGAGGAUGGAGGGUGCUUUUAAAAAAUGCAGCAAAGGAAAAUCCUUUUUUGGUGGGGAUACUAUUGGGUAUCUUGAUAUUGCAUUUGGGAGUUUCUUGGGAUGGCUUAGUGUGAUAGAGCAUGAAUAUGCAAGGAAACUGUUGGUUGAAGAAAAAGCUCCUUGUUUGGUGAAUUGGGCUGAGAGAUUUGCUAAUGACCCUGCUGUGAAAGGGAUUAUACCUAUGACUGACAAGCUUGUUAAGCUUUCAAAAGCUCUUCAGAUCAAAUGGAGAGGUGCUAUUGGUAAGAAAUAGAAUUUGAGAGUGUGAUAAUUAAAAUGCUUACUUAAAUGACUUUGUUGUGUGUGAUGAACUUAUUGAAAAAACAAAAUUAAAUGCGUGGAGUGGAUUUUUAUUUGUUAUUUUUAUAGUAGUCGUUAUUAUUAACUUUCUUUUUUCUUUAUUCUUUAUAGGUUGUUCGUACUUUCAUAUUAAGUUAUUCUCUUUUGCUUUAACAUCGUAGCAUCUUGAAAAUAGAAAUUGUAUUCUCAAUAGAUAAUGCAAUCAAUGAUGUCAAUUGUUAAUGAUGAUUUGAUGGUUGAGAA